Trichogramma pretiosum is the source of this 740-nucleotide messenger RNA. It is a transcript of the gene Mpp6, whose product is annotated as M-phase phosphoprotein 6. NCBI's taxonomy places the organism in Eukaryota, Metazoa, Arthropoda, Insecta, Hymenoptera, Trichogrammatidae. Bases 37 to 510 code for a protein of 157 amino acids. The transcript has 3 exons. The record is from RefSeq and is a predicted model, not a curated record. Gene Ontology annotation, biological process: maturation of 5.8S rRNA.
UACUGUUGUCAUUGCUCAGUUCAAUAAUUAUUAAACAUGGCCCUUAUGAGAGAUAAGAAUGCUAAGCUGUCCAAAUCAAUUUUGGAAAUGAAGUUCAUGAAAAGGACAAAGGAAAAAGUAGAACAGCAAACCUAUCAAAAGGAAGGAGAAGAUUUCUUUGCUAGUAAUGCUGCAAAACUUGCAAAGUCAAAAGGUGAAUUCAUCACUGCAAACAGUUAUGUUCAAUGUGAAGAUUUAAUCGAAGGUAGACUCAGUUUUCAAGGAGAAAAUCCAGAAUUAGAAAGAAUGUUGGAAUUAGAAGAAUUGGCAAAGAGAGCACCUAAGGAAGAACCAGUUGAUCAGAAAGAUGUAACAGAUGAACAAAUGGCUCGCUUAUAUCAACAAGCAACAACAAAAAUCAACGUGAAAACUACAACAAUAAGAAAAAUUGAACAAAGUACUCCAGACAGAAGUAAAGAACCAAGAAGAAAAAGGGCAAAGUUUAUCAAGCCCAAAGAGGAUGACUUUUAGGCAAAUCAUGUAUUUUAUUUCUUUUUGUAAAUAUUAAUUAUGUUAAUGAACAAUUGUUAGAGUUUAAAUUUUGAAUUUCAUCUGCUAUGUUACUAUAUUGCAAAGUUUUUUUGCAAACUUACUAUCCUGUAAAAUUUUUAUAUUGCAACGCUAAUGCAAUAUCAUAAUGUAUGAAAGCUUACAUGGAGCUUGCAGUAAGUUGCUGAAUAUUUUUUGUCAAAAAAAAAAAA